Messenger RNA from Purpureocillium takamizusanense, 1174 nucleotides. RefSeq lists its product as uncharacterized. Gene Ontology annotation, molecular function: protein binding. The transcript has a single exon. The coding region runs from base 211 to 825 and encodes 204 amino acids. NCBI's taxonomy places the organism in Eukaryota, Fungi, Ascomycota, Sordariomycetes, Hypocreales, Ophiocordycipitaceae. The record is from RefSeq and is a predicted model, not a curated record.
GACAGCUUCACUUGAUAGACCGACCACCCACCCUCAGCACACUUUCGCUCCUUUCUGAGCAGCCUGCCAGCCCGCGUGCUUUUGGCCCACGGAAGGAGAUCUACCGGACAGAAACGCAGGCCGCCUUCAGUCCCCGUACAUCGCGUUAGGCGCACGCCUCGCUUCGCUUCUUCAAGUCGGUCUCCCUCAGACCGCACAUACACCACAGCUAUGGCGGACCUCGAGCACUUCGACCUCCUCCCCCUUCAUAUGGAUCCGCAGUCCAAGGCCAUCUCGUCGGCACGGCCGUCGCGCACCCUCGACGCGGAACUCGAACAGCUCAACACGCUGCACCGAGCGUUGCUGUCGCUCGACCACCCGGCGACGGUGCCCCCGGCGCCCAUCCCCGUCAACCCCAAGCGCAGCGGCAACAUCAGCAAGCUGCGGGACAACGGCAACGCCGAGUAUCGCAAGCAAAAGUACCCCGAGGCGGUGCGCCUGUACACCCUGGGCAUUCAAAUGGCGCUGACGCGGCCCAUGUGGGAGCCCGCGGCGCUGGUGCGCGAGGAGGUGUCGGGCCUGCUGGCCAACCGCGCGCAGGCGCACAUGGCGAUGCAGAACUGGCCCGAGGGCGCCGUCGACGCCGAGGCCAGCGUCGAGGCCCGCCGCGUGGGCAACGCCAAGGGCUGGUGGAGGAGGGGUCGCUGCCUCGUCGAGAUGGGCAGGCUGGACGAGGCGAGGGAGUGGGUGAAGAGUGGCCUCGAGGUCGAGGGCGAGGAGGCUGAGCUUGUCGGCCUGCUCAAGGAGAUUGACGGACUGAUUGAGAGGAAGAAGCGAUCGCUAUGAGAGGGAGGUGAGGGGGCGGGUCGCUGGAUAAGGCGGGCAUGGGGAAGGCCAACAAAGCAAGAUGCAGGCAGGGCAAGCGAUGUACAACCACGUUACUAACAUGAUAUCAAGUUUGCGAGGAGGGAGAGGACCACUUCAUUAAUCGGCGCAUGGGCAAAUACACGUGGCUUUGUGUUUGAAUCUCUGCUUUAUAGCUGACGAUGCUUGCAGCGGUGACUGCAAGGGCACAACGUGGAGUCUGCGACAUCGCAAGCCGCAACUUUGACAUGUCAGAUUCUGAAUGCGAAGCGUGGUUUCCCUGCCAUUGGAUAUCCUAAGAACGGGGCACAAAGCAAACAAAACAUGCCGG